AUGUCCUUCCACGCAAACGGUGGGCGGCGCUACGGACAUGUACCUCCAGCACAAUAUGGUGCACCAACUGGUCAACCUUCAAAUAACUCGGGUCAGGGCUUGCAGAGGCAGUCUAGUUUUGACAAUGGAGACGAUGCUGCGUUUUUCGAUCCGAGUAUUGGCGGAUACCAACCUGCCCCGCCAUCUUCCGCGAGGGCUUCGAUGCCAUCGGAAGAAUUAUACAUGUCAAAUAACUCAAUGAGCCCACAAUCUCCUGGCAGAUCAUCGUUUGGAACACCCGGUAGUCCAGCUUUGUCGGGAUACCAACAUCAAUACCAACCGCUCAAUGGGCCUCAAUCCCCCCCACUCUCCCAACAACCAGCAUAUAACCCUCAGAACUUUGCCAGGUCCCAAUCGCACUCGCAAUCAACUCAAUACCGCCCCCAUCCCUCAUAUAGCCCGAGUCUUUCUAAUCAACUUCAAUACUCAAACUCUACAUCCUCCAGUCAUCAGACAUAUAAUCCCGCAGCUUAUCAACCGUCGCAAUAUCCCGCACGCGCUUCGUCUACUGCUUCUGCGUACAACAACUAUAACAACUCGUAUGCGCAGACUCCUACCGCUACAUCAGCAUCCUACUGGUCGCAGAAUCCCCAGCAAUAUGGAUCGUCAUCCCCUCCGGCUCGCGCAAGUGCCAUAUAUGAGAGUUACAUGGAUUCGCCGCCUCUUAGAAGUCCAAGCUAUGCUCCUCACUCGGCUCCUUUACCACUGCCCUCGAGGCAGGCAUCGUAUAACUCGCCACCUUCAAUUCCUUAUCCCGUCAACGGAGACACUUUUGCUGAAGAGGAUUACAGGAGUCCUACACAAAUGCCCACCUACCCGAAUUUCCCUGGUGGUGUACUUCGAGAGAAUUCAACUGACUCCAUAACUCAAGAUCUCCCUCCAAUUCCUCCGCCCAAACGUUCUUCAACGAAUUCUUCAAAUGCUCCUGUGAUAUCUAUGCCUGUGUCUGCCGGAACUGCGCUACAAAGACACCCAACGCAAAGACCCUUGCCUAGUGCACCGAUGGAACGAAGUACUGGAGAUGAAGAUGACUGGGGUCUAGGAAUACAAGGUAAGACAUUUGAAGAACUUGCUCAAGAACAAAUCUUUGCGGAUAUUGGAGAUGCCCUUGGAACUUCCCACCGGAAUGGAGACCUUCUGGAUGGUGAACUACAUCGAUAUGAUUCAAGAGCAACUACUGUUCAUUCUGGUGCUGGAGUUGACCAUUUUUCUUCUACAGCUUCUACAUUAAAUACCCAAGGGACUUCUUAUGAUGAUUACGAAGAUGACGAAAGUGAUUUGGAAGCGGCUGCGGGUGUCGAAGCUAUGCGCAUUGCCGAAGAACAAGAAUCUCAUGGACUAGGUUCGGGGGGGCUAAGUUUUGGUGGACCAUACGAAGCACAGCCAUCUUAUUACGAGGGACAACCAUCCCAUCAAAAUCAGAUGUCACAUGAAGAAAGCAGUGAUAGUGACUACAAAAAUAUGGAUCUGGGCCUUGCUGGCGGCGGCUAUGACGCACAUCUAUCCUAUGGGGAUGAUUUUACUGGUAUGAGUACAGAGCAUAGCAGUGAGAUGGAAGAUCAGAGUCGCCCAUUACCGACACCACACCAGCUCGGUCGUUCUGAUAGCCGUGCUCAAAGGGGUGGUUUGGGCGGAAUGGCUGACUACUCUAUGCCAGGCGAGGGUGAACUCCAUCCUUUUCCCGCAUUCGAGGAAGCUAGGGUUGAUAAUUACGGUACUGGUGGUCUAGAAAGACCAACAUCACAUGCUCACCGUUUAAGCUUUGACGAAGGUGAUGAGCAUUCAAUUCAAUCUCGAAUCUUGGAUUCAAGGCAAAGUGGUAGGUCCGGAAGUGAUAGUCCCACGAGAGAUGGAAUGGCAGAAUUGUUCUACCAUCCAGGAAUGACCGCGGGAUCUUACCAACGGCCUCUUCCGGCAGUGCCUCCAAUGUCUGAAAAUAGGACGCCUCAGUUACAACCAGCUGGCUCUUACCGAAAUUCGCAUGGUUAUUCACACUCCUACUCAUCAAGUAUUGACAGUGUGAGACCUCAUCCUCCUAGUGGACCGGAUGCAUAUUCACAAAAUACGCUCCAGCCUGCCCUCCAAUAUGUUCCAAGAUCAUCAUCUCUCCAUAGUCACAGCAGUACUGCACAAACAAUACCUCCGGUUCGAUCGAAAACGGAUGCAGAAGAGCGACAAGCCAGAGCAAAAGGAAAUAGGCAGUCUAUGCUACGUUCCGGGGCAGGCUUAGAUGGCUAUGAUGCAUCCACUCCGCAGUCACUGGCGACGCUCGAUCUACCUGCGUUACCAGCCGGCCGUCGCAAGAAGUUUUCUCCUGGAAGAUUAGCGACAGCCGAUUUCCGAAGGUGUACAGAACCAUGGGCCCUGAGCGGAAUUGCAGCUUGGAUACGAGAAAUGGCUGGCGGAGAAACGGGAGAGGGUGAACCUGACCUUCGAGUAAAGACGAUCGAAGAUGGUCUCGUAGCACUGUUCACACACAUGGUACCAACCAUGAACACGGCCGAUGCGGAGACACUGAGCGAAAGAGUUGUGAAAUCUAUGUUCAAUGCCGGCAUCCUAGUUGAUGAUGAAGAGUGGGUUAAAUUUGGUCAAGGUGAAGUAUCCGGUGUCUUAUGGCAAUUGACGGGGUCAGGGUGCUAUGCACCAAAGGUUCACGAACAUGAAAUAGAAGGUCGAUGUUACUCGCAUCAUUGUACUCGCACACUGAAGAAGAUUAACCUACAAUCUCAAACUUUGGAACCAUCGAGAAAAUCCGAGGAUUGGAUUACGUACUUCAAAAUAACCAAGGAAAUGCUCGGGGGUGUAAACAAGAAAGAGAUUGAGAGACAGAACAACCUUCACGAGAUAGUCAUGUCGGAAGAUAUCUAUAUGGACCAGAUCAAUGUGUUGCGCAUACUAUAUCGAGACAAUCUUGAUUCAUGGCAACCUCCCAUUAUUGCGAAAAGCAAGACUAGCAAAUUCGUCGCUUCGGUUUUCGGAAAAGUCGAAGCUAUCAAAGAUGUCAAUGAAAAUCAUCUCCUCGCACAAUUGAAGUACAGACAAAAAGAGCAAGGACCUUGGGUGAUAGGCUUUAGCGACAUCUUUAGAGAAUGGAUAAGGAAGGCUAAGUUAGCAUAUAUUGAGUAUGCUGCUGGGUUUCCAUAUGCCACAUAUCUUGUCCGAAGAGAAGCAGACAGGAAUCUUCUAUUCCGCCAAUUUCUAGACCAAGCUCGAGAUAACAAACUCUCCGGUCGUCUGGAUUGGAACACGUAUUUAAAAGCACCAAUCACAAGAUUGCAGCGCUACGGUCUUCUCCUCGGAACUGUUCUGAAGAAUAUGACUCUGGACAGCGAAGAAAAAGUAACUCUCGCGAUUGCCAUUGAAGAGAUCAAGGCAGUCACAUUAGAGUGCGAUGCUAAGGUUGAGGAACAAAGUAGGAAGGUCGACAUGAUUGAGCUACAGUCGAAGCUGUAUCUUCGCCCUGGCAUGGAGCGUGUCGAGCUCAAUCUGGAUCAUUUAGGCCGGGAGCUCCUCCACAGAGGAGAUUUGCAGCGUGCUGGUAACAAUCGAUUCACCUGGCUAGAAACCCAUGCUAUUCUGUUUGAUCAUUACUUUGUUCUAGCCAAAAGUGUUAUUCAACGAGACGCCAGUGGUGGACGGAAAAAGGAAGUUUAUGAUGUGUCGAAACUUCCGAUUCCCAUGCAGCUUUUAGUUCUUGAAAGCAGCGACGAUGACCCAGUGCAGAAAUCUGCAGUAAAGGGUAUUGGAGCUGUCACAACAACCGUCUCUAAAACUGCCCCCACAACUACUGCUGAAGCGAGGUUGAAUCGCACUGCCACCAACAAUACUGGACUUGAGCGGAUGCAAACAUUAGAGCAUGCAAGCACUAACAACUCGGUCUCAACCACGGCUUCGACGGUAAGACUGAACGCUGCUAAUAUGAAUGAUAACGAUGCAAAGGUGAUGUACCCAUUUCGUAUCAAACAUCUGGGUAAAACCGAGGUUUAUACUCUUUAUGCUCCAUCAGCAUCAAGCCGAGACAAGUGGUGCGACAAAAUAAUCGAAGCAAAGACUCGUUACGCAGCGGCUCUUUUCGCGCAGAAUGCGGAGCCUUUCCGUCUCAAAGUUACAGCUGACAGUGCCUUUGCUUAUGACAACUCGAUGAUUUAUCAACAACGAGCUCCCAUAUCUAUCUCUGGCACACCACUGGAUAGAUCCAUCAGGGAUAUGGAAGGUAAUUAUGGAGCAAAACCCCGACCGCCCCCGAUAUGCAGAGCUCGCGUAAACUGUGCCACAUCUUUCACAUCAUAUGGGAAACUUUUGAUUGCAAUUGGAACAGACUAUGGGGUUUAUAUUUCUGAGGCAUCGAACCCUCGAGGGUGGUCGAGAACGAUCCAAAUGCCCAAAGUUACACAAAUCGCCAUCCUUGAGGAAUUCUCGCUAUGCCUUAUCAUUGCCGACAAAUCUCUCAUUGCAUAUCAUCUCGACGUAAUUAUUCCUGCCUCAAUUCAUCCUGCUCCCAAUACAGACUCAUAUCGUCGAGCACCGCAAAAGCUCUCCGGCACUCGGGAUGUAUCCUUCUUCGCUACAGCUCGUAUGAAGGAUAGAACCUUAGUCUUCUACAAGAAGAAAGAAAGUCUACAUUCUGUCUUCAAAGUCCUAGAACCAGUUGUCCAAAAAUCAUCGGAGAAAAAGUCUCGUCUAUUCGGUAAACGCUUCGGCGGUAACACUGAAUUUUUCCGUGAAUUUGACGAAUUCUAUAUCCCAACCGAAUGCUUCACCAUCAAUCUCUUCCAAUCCUACAUCGCCAUCUCCACCCAGAAAGGGUUCGAACUCUUGACCCUCGAUAAAAAAGUCCCAAUGAGUAUCCCAGAUACUAAAAACCAAAAUAUAGCAUCCAUAGCCGCUCGACUUCAAGCGACAAUGCCCCUAGGCAUGUUCCGACUCUCGGAUGCCGAAUUCCUUCUCUGCUACGCAGAUUGCGGUGUAUACGUCGACAAGCACGGCGAGGUAUCUCGAUCCGUCAUCAUGGAAUUUGUAGGGAAAGCUCACACGGCAGCUAUGUAUGGUGCCUACUUGGUCCUCUUCGAUAAAGAUUUUGUAGAAGUGAGAAAUGCGGAGAAUGGGAGACUGAGACAGGUUAUUGCGGGUAGUGAUGUGAGAUGUCUAGAUGCAGGCACCAAUCCCCAGGGCGCAGGUGCAAGUUCUAUGUCGACUAUAAGUCCAAUGGGUGGGCAGGCUGGAGGGGCCAUGAACAGGACGUUGAAAUUGGCGAUGGCGCAUCCGGAGGUCGCAGGCAAUCAGAUUGUGUUGGAGAUGGUGCUUAAUGAGGGUCAUUUGGAGUAG
This is a messenger RNA of Sclerotinia borealis F-4128, 5364 nucleotides long. The record is from the annotation of a GenBank genome assembly. Lineage: Eukaryota; Fungi; Ascomycota; Leotiomycetes; Helotiales; Sclerotiniaceae.